AUGAAACUACGUACUUUUGUUAUAAUUGCAUCGCCUUUUGUUGGCUACUAUUAUGUAGACCAAAAACUAUCAGCUAAAUAUCCAGAUAUUCCAUUGUCUCAAUUACCAUCAGAUUCAAAAUUGAAACAAUUUAUGAAACCAAAAACUUCAAAACAAUACUUUGCUUACUCAGAUAUAUACAAGACAACUGUUAAAAGUGAAUCAUUAGAUCAAUUGAACUUGAAAUUUCUAUCUACACCAGGUAUUUCCAAUUUAGUGUCAAAUGAAAGUAAAACUGCACCAUUACAAUCUCAAGUGUUGAAAACAUUUGAUUCAAAGAAUUCAAAAUCAACAAUUUUGGAAUGGCAUUGGAGUUCCAAUUCAGGAAUUGUACCAUUUUUUGAAACUUUAUCAUCAUAUGGGUAUCCUUGGAGAAUGAUGAAUGGUGGGUUACAUGAGAUCUUGAUUAAAAAAUCACAAUCGAAUCCAGAUGAAUUUGAUGUAUGGUUUUCCACAACACAUGAAUAUAAUGAUAAAAGAGAUGGGAAAUUGAUUCCAAACUGGGUUCAAAGCUUGCACAGAAACUAUGCUAGGGUACUAUUAUACCUUGCUACAGAGAAAUGA
Messenger RNA from Hansenula anomala, 603 nucleotides. RefSeq lists its product as uncharacterized. Bases 1 to 603 code for a protein of 200 amino acids. NCBI's taxonomy places the organism in Eukaryota, Fungi, Ascomycota, Saccharomycetes, Phaffomycetales, Wickerhamomycetaceae. The transcript has a single exon. The record is from RefSeq and is a predicted model, not a curated record.